CUCACAAGGAUGCCGCUAGAUAUCGCUGUGUGCAACCUAACGGUAACUGGUAGUCAGUUCAGGUACGAUGCUGGAGAACAGCUGUAGUUCUGGAACGUGAACUUAUAUCCCGGAUGUAUCAACAAUGAGGCACGUCGUAGCGUCGGGAUGCGCGUUUCUUCUGUUUUUGUGUGUUUCGGUUCCAGACUUAUCAGAAGCACUGCUACGCCGCUGCUAUUCCUGCCGUUCACGUGGUGACCUGGGCACUUGUAAGGAUCCGUUCGCACUGAACCUCACUCUGGCGGAGCAAGAGAGGGGAGUCGAGGCAAUGCCUUGUGCCUCAGGAUGGUGUGGCAAAUUUCUAGAAGGGGGCAAUUCCUUCAAGGAUGACGAGUACGGGGUAGCAACUCAACGCAUGUGCCUACAGCGUGGUCCAUCAGACAAUGAGGAAAGGUGCGACUACAUCACGUGGAACCACAAGAAGGUGUACAUGUGUUUCUGUCAGGGGGACCUCUGCAAUGCGGCACCAUCAGUCGAGAAGGCGAUGCUACUGCUCGUCGUAUGUACGGCACUACGAUACAUAGCAACGGGAUAGCCCAAAAUAGGACGAUCCUAACACAAUCUUCUCUACUUAACAAAUACACAACUACAUUAUAUAUUUUUGCAAUGGAAGAAUUAAUUAAACAAAUGCAGAUAAAAAAACAACAACCUCACUUAUUUAAAUUCACAACCUAGUUUCCAAAUAUUCAUCCUACGAUGUCUCAGUCUUCAAUCUGAGUUUGAGCAUUAACAGCACAUGUUCCUUUUAAAGUAACAUUCACAAUUCCGUAUUUAUUUUAUUCUGUUGCAUCCAAAUACUUUGUUUUCAGAUAUUUUCAGUACUUAAUCUUCUGGCACAGCAAGCGGACAACACAUGCAAACACACACAACAAACAUCUACAGUUUAUCAUAAAUUUGGUCUCUAAAAUUACUAACUUCAGUAUGUAUAUAGAAAAAUUUACAUUUCACCACUAUUCUCACUAGCUCCACCUGAUGGAAGCAGACAAGUCAGUGCUACAACCCAGAAGACAGCCAUAUUUGUAUUCAUUGCCAUGAAAACCUCAAAUCCUACAACUUUUCAUAGUUUUGUCACACUCUGUUAUCUAGGUACAUAAUAGAAUUAACCUUCAUUCCAGGCAUUAUUCUCAUAUUCCUGACAUGUUUCUCGGAUAUCCGAGUUUAAUGUCCUCAGAAUUUCUUUCAUAGUUCAUAAUAAAACAGUCAUUUAGGGUGGUAACAGCUCUGCAACUAAUCGUCGUGCAGUACAAAUUGUCCUCUGUGACCUGACUAUGACUGCGCAGCUACUGACGAUAUCCGCAACCUGACAAUGCGACACAGCUAAUUUUCUAUUUAUAUGUACGCGCAGAUUGUAGUAAACAUCGGAAAAUAUCUACUCUGAAGGUUCUGAUGAAAGUGUAAUACAAUCUGCAUCGUUGGGUUUUUUGGACCUUGUCCAUCGUCUGAUGUUACGAAAUUACACGUAUCGAGGAUCGGAUCUGUCCUUGUCUUCAGGUGUGGCGAAGGGGAAGGGCACCUAUUCCGUGGGAUCCACCGAACUAAUCUCAAUCAAUGGACAGGUGCCUGAAAACGACGCCCUCAGGAAAUUAUCUGGAUGUACCAAGUACGAACCAAUGAGGAGUUUACGAUAUUACAUAAGGAACUUAAAAGGUUUAUACAGGUAACUAGUCCUGGGAGGAAAGUGAUAUGUAGAUUACGAAGUGCUGGGCACAAGGCUGCGAUGAGCAAGACAAAGAAUGCACAAAAAAUUUUGACAGAGAAACCUGUUCAAAAAUAUUUACUUCAAAGUCUAAAAUGAAGAUGGGACAAUGACAUGACCAUGAUUAUGAUGGAAACUGGUUGACAGGAUGGGUGAUGGAUGAAACUGGCUCAGGGUCACAGCCAAUGGCAGGUUUUGGUACUGGCACUGUUGAAUAUUUCGGCUCUGUUACCUCAGGGUUUGUGAGUUCAUGAAUGUAAUUAUUUACCGUGACUGACCCGAGUUUUAUAUGGAAAUUAUGCUGGUGUAUAUUUAAUACAGUUCACAAAAUGUUCAAUGUCCAACAUAUCUGAGAUGUAAUGAAGUAACAAUUUUUAUAAAGCUUCAGAGAAUCAAUUUGCUUCUUAAGAAAGUAUGUGAUGCAAUACAGAAUUUUCCGUGGCCGACAUAUGUCAUGUUUUUGAUACACUUGUUUUCGCAAAGAUUGUGGAUACUUCGAAACUUUUGUCAGCAGAUGUUAAAGACAAAUACUACAGCCAAAAUGUGUACAUUAACAGGCUUACAAUACACUAAGUGCCUUAACACAUUUGAAGAAUAUUUUUCUAUGUGACUUAAUCCACAUUUGCUUCACCGUUAAUGCAACACUGACAACAAAUCUAUAAACUGUAUAUGAAACAAUGGGAAUAUUAAAUGUCCAUGAAACAGAA
Molecule: messenger RNA, 2442 nt
Organism: Zootermopsis nevadensis
Lineage: Eukaryota; Metazoa; Arthropoda; Insecta; Blattodea; Termopsidae
Gene: rtv
Product: QVR superfamily protein rtv
Biological process (GO): positive regulation of voltage-gated potassium channel activity; regulation of synaptic transmission, cholinergic; sleep
Source: RefSeq, a predicted model, not a curated record